Messenger RNA from Aplysia californica (California sea hare), 5853 nucleotides. Its product is annotated as microtubule-associated protein futsch-like. Bases 1 to 5853 code for a protein of 1950 amino acids. NCBI's taxonomy places the organism in Eukaryota, Metazoa, Mollusca, Gastropoda, Aplysiida, Aplysiidae. The record is from RefSeq and is a predicted model, not a curated record. The transcript is spliced from 2 exons.
AUGGCGUUCAGAGAUCCUCAAGGCUUUUCCUCUGCCCCUAAGAACGACCCACAGGCUCAAAGCACGUCACCAUUUUCAUCGCCGCUUCCGACAAGCCCAAUGGUGCCCUCGCAAAACCCAGAUUUCAUCACAAGUGGUAAGUCGGCGGGUUGCGGAGAGAGAAACAUCCAGGAGGACACACACAGUAAACCAGCUCACACUCACACCCACAGACACGGGGAGCCGGGCCCCAGAGCUCACCGCGCUGCCUGGAAGCCCGAGGCGCUGUCAGACUUCCUGGGUGUCCCCUACCAGGACACAGCGACAUCCGCGAGGUGCGCCCAGGAGAGAGAGACGACGGACUGGAGGCAUCAACGCACCGAGCACGCCGGGGUCAGGAGGUACCAGCAGCAGCAGCGAGAUGGGAAUAAAGGGAGGUCGGCGUACCACAGCACGAAGAUGGGGCUGUCUUCAUUGGAGGACGACACACGGGCUCAGGAGUCGGAGACCACGUUUACGUCUGUGAAUCAGGAUCUGCACCAUCCUCCUCCUCCUCAUCCUCAUUAUCAUUCUCAUAGUCAUCGGGUAGAGUCAGAAGUUGGCCGUUUUGACAGAACAUCACCCAAUAGUGGAGCGUUUGAACGUGCUAACCUUUCUGUGCUGGUAGGUAAUGGCGGUCCUUACAGGUCGCAUCAGUACCAUCGAUCGUACUCCACACCAGGAGGUCUCGAUCUGCAUGAGAAGCGUGUGCCAGUAGAUAGACAGAUCGAAGCAGAUCCAGCCUCACGAUGUUCUAGCGAGCUGCACGAAUCGACGUCUGCAAAUGCUUACGCAACCAUAGCAGAGCUAGAGCGGCGUUCGUCUGCCCGGGUUGAAGCAGCGCUGGAUGACGUUAGCAGCAAUAACGCCAAAGAUGGGAGUCCCAUAGUGAUCAUUCUCUGCGACAAGAACUCGCUCCCACCCCAUGUAGACGCGGCCCAGGUGAGAUCAAUGAUUCAAUGUUCGGAUGUUGAGCCGAGUGUGAGGUAUAUGGACAACUCUGUCAAGACGAGUCAAGUCGACGAAAGCUCAAAUUUGGUGCAGUUGUUGUUAUCAUCGUCACAGCCCGUAAACAGAGCUCCACGCAAUGAAACUUCUACCUCUGACCAGCAAAUGUUGAAAUUACCGGUGGGAAGUGGCUCGAAAGAACUCGCUAAAACAGCAAACGUGCCUCAAAGGAAGGGUGAUGGUGUCGCUGAGAACAACACUAGUAAACCACAAGACAAAGGCUUGUCGAAAUACGCAAAACAGCCAAACUCGCUGAGUGGGAAUACUGACCAACACGAUGUUGCAGCGGUCACUCCGAAGGGAGACAGAAGAUCUUUGUCCAACAACAAAUCUCUCAGCAAUAAAGGCAACACUAACCAAACGCCGAGCUAUAUGUUUCCCCUAGUGGCUAAAUCAAGUAGGAACAUAUUAGAGAACCCAGAACCUAGAACACAGACAGAACGACAAAGGAGCGAGGAUCACAUGACUCAGGGGCAGCCAUUAUUAAAUCAUGACUCAGCACAGAAGGCUAUGAACUUAGCACAGAGAGAAAUAGGCACGAAUAGCAGCAGCGUACGAGCCCGUGAGUAUAGCAGUGAAAACUCUCCAAGAGAAGACAGGCGCAGAGAAAGAGACACGCCAGUACGUAAUACUCACUCCAGUCGGCAAAAACCUCGCAGCACUGAAAACUCUCCCGGUCAAGAGAUGCGGAGGCCAUAUUUCAAUCUGAAUCCCGCAGCUGAGAGCAACUUCCACGUCCACAACUCGAGGCACAGAACGCCACAAUCAAUCCCCAACAUCGUGCUUCCUCACAGUACAACAGACGGCAACGACACAUUCCUGAGCUUUGGCGACAUUUCCGCUGUGUCGUCCCCAUCUCCUUCCCCGAGGCUGGUGCGAGUGGCGAGGGCCAACAACCCAUUCCUGAUAGAGGCCGAGCCGGCGAGGUUCACAGCUGAGAAAACACGACGUCGCAGUGCGCCGGCCAUGAGGGACGAGAGAAGCCCUCUGGGGAGUCCGAGACUUGGGAAACCGCCGUUUGACAGGUCCACGUCAGGAGGUGAUGUUAUUGGACACGAUCGGGACUACCACAGGCUGCUCGUGGCCUCCCUAGGCAAGUAUUUGACGAGGUCGUUGUCCUACGAGCCGAGAGAUCAUGUUCUGAAUCUACCACAGGGAACGGCGCAUCGCUUAGAGCGCUCUCUAAGGCAAGCCGCAGAUUCUUCAGAUCCUGAACAAGAGCUUCACCAGGAUGAAAGCGCAUUAAGGGCAACAAAGACGCUUGGAUCGGUUCGUGAAGACAUGAGGCAAGCUGCGACGACAAACAUCGCUCUUCCAGAAAGCAAGACGUCCACACCCACUAGCAUCAGCAACAAUAACAACAAAAACAACAACAACAACACGCCUUAUGGUGCUGAUCAUCAUCCUUCGAUAUCCCGAACACCCACGAUUCCAAGAAUAGUUUUACCUGCAGAAGAAGAAGAGGAGGAGGAGGAGGACAGUGAGGAAAUUGACGACAGAUCCGACACAGUGUCGGCGUUAUCGUCCCAGUCUCCCUCCCCACGACUGAGGCGAGUGGCCAGAGCAAACAACCCAUUUCUGAUCGAGGCGGAUCCAGUGAGGUUCAAACCCGAGAAGACCCGCCGCAGCAGCGCGCCCGCCAUGAGGGCCGAGAGGAGUCCUUUCGGGAGUCCGGUGAUGAGAGGCAAACAGCUGAUGUCAAGGUCAACGUCGGGGGGUACGAUCGGCCACUCUCGUGACGACAACAGGCUGCUGUCUGGAACUCUGGACAGACAUUUGUCGAGGUCGUGGUCCUCGGAGUUUUACGACUAUCUUCUGACGGCCAGGGACGUUGGUCGAGAGAUCGACAACGACUCCCUGAACAAGAUCAUCAACGACCGUUACAACGCUCUCUUCAGCGGGAGGUUCGCUGACCUGUCGGCUGAGCUGGCCAUGGAGCGACAUAGUUCCCCGGUCAACUUAUCGCCCAGGCUGGUCAAGCGAAGAGACGCGCACAAGACGUCCAGAAAACUGUCGCCGGACCUUGGGUCGAGUAGCCAGUCAUCGUCGUCAUCGAGAGCUAGUCCGGCUGACAGUAGAGAGGUGGAGGAUACACACGUAGACACGUCCAAGAUAGCCAACAGUAACACACACGUAGAACCGUCCAAGAUAGCCAACAGUAACACACACGUAGAGACGCCCAAGAUAGCCAACAGUAACACACAUAUAGAACGAGAACAACCCACAUCAGCCAACAGCACCACAAAUGUAGAACCAUCAACAACAGCGAACAGCAACACUAACGUAGAACAGUCCACGACAGCUAACAGCAAAAGUGGACAACCCUCCCAAACGACACACGAGUCAACUGAUAGCAAAGCUGACGAUGAAACUGAACGCGACGUGUCUCCAACUGAAAGCAUUUCCAGGGCUAGACAGAAAUUGCGAGAAGACAGAGAUAACGGUGGAAAACCCAAAACAAACGAUUCCAGUCGAACCAGACAUGUUGACAACAACAAAACGAUUGGCCAGUCAAAAACUGAGGAGACUGGUGCCCAGGUACAUUCUACGCUGACGGGGAAAUCACAGCGCCAGGAUCUCACCAGCGGCCUAGAUGGAUUAGACGUUUCGCAAAACGGCGGUCGGAUCCGAUCAAAGAGUGGGCGCCGGGAAGGGACGUAUGAACUACCCACACAGCUACACGCGAAUCCUUCCGCCAAAGCGUACGGGGACUUCCUCAAAGUCCCUUCCUUACGUCUGGACAUACGUAAAGCGUACAUCCCACCCAAACAUCCUACUAGUGCGUCGAAUACCUCAAAACAAACCGGAAAAUUGGAACAGCAGAGCGAUAUCAAAGAGUCUUCUGAACCGUCUGUGAGUGGGAUGGAGUCUGUUCUACAACGUUUGCACGUAGACAGCACUAAGAAAUUACAGGAGAACAAAAAUAGCUCUCCUCUCCGAGCCAAACAGACGUCAUCUCUCCCGGCUCGCCCACCCCUCCCAUCUCUCCCCCCUCUCUCGCCUCUCCCACCAAGUCUUGCCCUUUCCAACUCCCCAGUUGUCAAAGACAAAUAUGGUUCUUCUGAUUACGCACCCGGAAGUUUAUCAGGGGCUACUGGUGGACGUUCCUCAGAGGGUAACACGAGGGGUGACGCAGUGGGUAACAGAGAGGGUGACAGAGAGUGUGACACGAGGGGUGACGUAAAGGAUAACACAGUAGGUGAUAGAGAGGGUGACACGAGGGCUGACGCAGAGAGUGAUAGAGAGGGUAACAGAGAGGGUGAUAGAGAGGGUGACGCAGAGGGUAACAGAGAGGGUGAUAGAGAGGGUGACACGAGGGGUGACACAGUGGGUAAGAGAGAGGGUAACACGAGAGGUGACGCAAAGGGUGACAGAGUAGGUGAUAGAGAAGGUUAUACAGUGAGUGACACAGUGGGUGACAGAGAGGGUGAUACAGUGAGUGACACAGAGGGUGAUACAGUGAGUGACACAGAGGGUGGUACAGUGAGUGUCAGAGAAGGUGACAGAGAGGGUAACACAGAUGGUAGCACGAGGGGUGACGCAAAAGGUGACGCAAAGGGUGACAGAGAGGGUAACACAGAGGGUAACCUCAAUAAACGAAAGGUUGACGACAAGUCGGCUCACUCCUCGCUGCUGGUGAAAAGUGGAACUGAUUCAAACGGCCUCAAGAUGAAACCAGGAAAACUACGAGCUAAUCACUUAUACAUACCCAAGGUUGUUGACUCCCAAUCCGCACUCAAAAUAACGUUUAAUAAAUUGAACCCAUCUGCUUUCCUGUCCACGUCAGCGGGGCGUGAAAUGAAAAAAGCUUAUGAAAGUAAACCUACUGCUGAAGCGGUAGGUCAUAAGUUUAGAACGCCAAAUUUAAAACCUCCUGCUGGCGAAGAAAAACAGCUCAUUCCAACCAUACGAUCAGAAAACCACAUAGGAACCGAGGAAAACUCUCCUACUGAGACCCUGGUUACCUGGCCACAGAGCAGCAGUACAUCGGCUGUAACAAAAGAAAAUCAUUAUGGAGAACAAAUGAGACUAGACCACAGAAAUAAUUCACAUUCUGGGGAAUCAGGAGCACUUUCGUCUCACCGAAAAGAUCCAGAGACAGUCGCUUUCACGAGAGAUAAGCGCGGCAUUGAGAUGUUCCCACCCCCGUCAAUCGACAAGGCUCUGGACUCGGAGAACUUGCUACACAUAAACGACAAAUUUGAGAGCAUGCCACCAAGAAACGACAAAUCUAAGAACAAGCUGCCAAGAAACGACAAAUCUGAGGACAUGCCACACAUAAACGACAAAUCUGAGAAAAGGUUACAUAAAAGCAACAAAUCUGAGCAACAGAGAAACGACAAAUCUGAGAACAUGCUACGUAGAAACCUACAUAGAAACGACAAAUCUGAGAGCAUGCCACCAAGAAACGACAAAUCUGAAAACAUGCUACACAGAAACGACAAAUCUGAGAGCAUGCCACCAAGAAACGACAAAGCUGAGAACAUGCUACACAGAAACGACAAAUCUGAGAACAUGCUACACAGAAACGACAAAUCUGAAAACAUGCUACACAGAAACGACAAAUCUGAAAACAUGCUACACAGAAACGACAAAUCUGAAAACAUGCUACACAGAAACGACAAAUCUGAAAACAUGCUAUACAGAAGCAGCAACAGCUCAAGGGGAGAGAAACAGAAUCUUCCUCGGCACUUCCAAUCUAGCUCUAAUGGAGAAAGCGAAAAGCAAAAAGACGAAAGUGAGAACGGCCCCCGGAACACAACAUCUGCCUUUAGGCCUCAACUGACGAAACAAAACAGCGGAAACUUUCAAGUGUCUGAUGUCUGA